Molecule: messenger RNA, 2924 nt
Organism: Hypoxylon trugodes
Lineage: Eukaryota; Fungi; Ascomycota; Sordariomycetes; Xylariales; Hypoxylaceae
Exons: 1
Coding region: 602-2449 (615 amino acids)
Biological process (GO): homocysteine metabolic process
Cellular component (GO): cytosol
Molecular function (GO): [methionine synthase] reductase (NADPH) activity; flavin adenine dinucleotide binding; FMN binding
Source: RefSeq, a predicted model, not a curated record
CAAACCCGCAAAACGUUGAAAUAUUACAAGAUCGGCACUCUCUCUUUUUUUUUUACCAGAAAUUUUCGUUACUAACCUUGCCUUCUUUACACAAACGACUUCAUCAGUGAUAUGAUAAAAUAUCGUGCACAGAUUCGUCCUCACUGGUAAUAUUAAUAUUAUUUAUGAGUCGUUCUUUGUUCUAUUUCUCCCUAUUGUCAUUCGACCUACCUUAGGUGACCACCUCGGCUACUUUUUAUAUAAGUCGUGGAGGUGUUUUCUUCAAUUGACCACGCAUCCCACGAAACCCCCCACAAUUCCACCUACUUCGAGACAUACCCCCUGAAGCAAACAACUCCAACCAGGUACCAGACAGAAUAAUUUCUCGACAACGCGACGCGUAAAGAGGAAAAAAAAGAAGUUCAUUCUCCAAGUCCUAAAAAACCCCUCCCCCACCAAUUGCCAUUCGACGUUCUGCAUUAAUACGGCAUACGAUACCUCGGCAAUCAAUUAAACCUACCAUAGCCGAAUUCGGCUUCUCCAACAUCAAUUCAACAUUAAAUAUCCCGAAUUAAAGAAAGAAACACAAAGAAAUAAGGGCGUCACCUCCACCUCAGUAGUCAUGUCGAUCGGUAUUGAGCGGUUAGCAAUCGACUCGGCGCCUGGCUAUGCGUCAGAGGAGGAGAAUCGUACCCCUUCUAUCGCACCAUCUCUUACCUACUCCGACGAUUCUGAAGACCAAGAUGAGCCCCAACCGCCCGAGGUCACUCCCCGAAGACGACGCGCUUCUACGAGACUAAUCGCUCAGAGCCCUGCCGAUGUGCAACGAAUUACCGGAGAGUCUACGCAACAAUUGCUGAACCGAUGCUGUGGUGGCGGCUGUUGCAUGAACUUACAGAAGAAGGAAGGUCUCGAAUAUGAGCGUGUUCCGCUUCCUGACAAUGAUGCCUUCCGUUCAUUGGGAUUGAAGAUUGGCGAGAUACCGACUACCUUGACUAAGAUUCAAGAUAUGCCUGAGCAGACCGCUUUUCUUCAAUCCAUUCGACGUACCUCUAACUCAGCUUCACCGACUGCUUCGCCCACUGACUCGGCCAUCUCUUUCGGAAGUCAGGCUAGCUCCCCUACCUUUGAGAGUAUGCCUAAGGAGCUCAGCCUCGAGGACCUAGACACCUCUAUUCAGCCGCCGUCUUUUGUACAGCCUCACCCACCCUACCAUGUCUUCCCCGCCAAGAUCCAUAACACUCGCGAGUUGACGAGACCUGGUGCCGAAAAGCGCACAUAUCAUUUCGACCUUGACAUUACCGAUUACCCCCAUGCCGAAGGAGUAGACUUCAAGGUCGGAGGUGCUAUUGGCAUCUCCGCUCCUAACGAGUCUGCCGCUGUUGAACAAGUUCUCGACUUGCUUUUGGUUCCGCGUUUCUUGCGUAGCAAGCCGGUUCUAUUGCGCACCACGCGUGGCCGCUGGCCGACUGUAUGGGGCGAGGACCAGGCCCGAGAACUAGUUACAACUCGACGAGACUUGCUAACAUGGUGCUCUGAUAUUCAAUCAUACCCACCCACCAAGCCCUUGCUACGCAUCCUCGCCGAGUACGCCCUAGAUCCUAACGAGAAGAAGAUUCUCAUGUUUCUCUCCGCUAGUGAAGGACAAGGCGUUUUCUGCGACUUACGUACUGGCCCCCAUAUUUCCCUUGCUCAACUUUUGAGUGCUUUCCCAUCUUCCAAGCCGCCUUUGGAUUUGCUUCUCUCUGUGCUCCAGCAAUUAAUGCCACGAUUCUACUCACUUUCUAACGACCCGCAUGAUUCUAACGAGGUUCGCGACGAAGAACAGCGCCGCCUUAUCGAGAUAGCCGUCACCGUUCAAGAGACGCCUGACUGGCGAGGUGGUUGCCGUACAGGUGUCGGUUCCGGAUUCUUUGAACGCCAAUCGCGGAAGUUAUUAGAGUACCAACGUGCAGGAGAACCAGCUCCCCAGUUGUACGUCCCAAUGUUCAAGGGGCUUAUGGCCAACCCGCUUGCAAAGGAAUUUGUGUCUGAUGGUCCGAUGCUCCUUAUUGGGGCUGGUGUCGGCAUCGCACCGUUCCGUGGGUUCGUCCAGCAUCGCCUCAAGAACGCAAACUGCGCCAAUAAGGUGUGGGUUCUCCAAGGUGUUCGAGAUUCACUUGUCGACGAGCUGUACGGCGGAGAAUGGGGUGUACAUGAGGAUCGAGUAAAGAAAGUUGUCCAGAGUCGACGUGGUGAGAGUCGCUACGUACAGGACGAGGUCUUCCACCAGGCAGACCUUGUUUGGUCGAUUAUUAACUCGGUUGAUGGACGCGUCUUUGUCUGCGGCAGUUCUAAGGGAAUGGGAGAAGGUGUCAAAGACGCGUUGAUCCGGGUUGCUAAGAAGAAGGGCAACCUAGAAUACGAAGAGGCGAGAAGAUUCUGGGGGUUGAAGAGGGACGUCGGUCAAUACAUCACUGAGACGUGGUGAUAAAUACCGUUUCCCCUCCCCCCAACAAGGCAGAUGGGCAAUCCUGAUACACAGGUAGACCGUUGCUACUAUGAACUCUUUCAUUUAGACAUAUGGGGGGUUUACAAAAUUGCGUUUGCUCAUAGCGUUUGGUAUUACUAAAAUUUCGCUUACAUAUAGAAGGUCGGGCGUUUGCGCAAGCUGGACGAAGCCGAGCUGGUCGGUUUCGAUUUAUGAGGACGGCGUUUCUUCCAUUCACGCUGAGAAUAGGGGUGGUUCGCGUGUGAAGGCGUUAAGAAGCCUCGGAAGACACGUGCCAUAGGUACCUAGGUAGGAACCUGCAAUGCAAUGCGAUGAUUUUUAAUACGAUGGUUCUUCUCUUUCUCUCUGCGAUGAAGCAGACUUGUACAUACGAAGUUGCCGCGCUGCAUUAAGUAUAUAGUUAUAUGAAAUGGGUUAUAAUGCCAACGAUGUUUUUUACGCGCGUCUCUAUCCG